This is a messenger RNA of Gambusia affinis (western mosquitofish), 4954 nucleotides long. RefSeq names its product IQ motif and Sec7 domain ArfGEF 3b (gene iqsec3b). Bases 207 to 3590 code for a protein of 1127 amino acids. Gene Ontology annotation, molecular function: protein binding; guanyl-nucleotide exchange factor activity. The record is from RefSeq and is a predicted model, not a curated record. Gene Ontology annotation, biological process: actin cytoskeleton organization; regulation of ARF protein signal transduction. NCBI's taxonomy places the organism in Eukaryota, Metazoa, Chordata, Actinopteri, Cyprinodontiformes, Poeciliidae. The transcript is spliced from 15 exons.
GUGAGGGAGGGAGGGAAACGACCGGAGAAGAGGAGACUGGCUCGGUCGGUACAGCUACAUCUACAACCGAGCAGAACCAGGGGAAGAGCGGAAGGGCAUUCACACAGUCUCAUCCGCACAGAAGAAUAUCUCCAUCUCCUGUGUCCCUCCUUCUGUCAGUCCAGCUUUUUUUUGUCUCUCUCUUCCUUCCACUUAUCUCGGAUAUUAUGAGCUCCAGCUUGCUAGAAAACCCGGUGCAGGCGAUUCUGUACCUCCGGGAGCUCACCACGAUCGUGCAGAACCAGCAGAGUCUCAUCCAGACCCAGCGCGCACGGAUAGAGGAGCUGGACAGGCGGGUGGACGAGCUCAUCGGCGAGAACAGGCACCUGCGGGACGUCAGGGUACAACAGCAGCUCCCUUACCUUCACCAUCAUCCCCAUCAUACUCUCCCGGACGCCAGUUGCCUUCACCAUCACCACCACCCGCAGGAUCCCCAGCUCAAGACUACGACGGGGUCUCUGCCAGAACAUGCGGCAACACCAGCGCAGGUUGAAGUGUCGCCGGGCGUCCAGCCCCCGCCUGCCCAACCUAUGGACCCGGGGGACAUGCAGUUGGUCCCAGCGGAUCCCUCUACGAUUUCCCCCAUUGAGAGUGAGUCGGAAAACGGUGGAAGUUGCCCCAGUUGCAAAUCUUUGGUUCCGAUGACCCCAACAACUCUUUGUCGAUCCCUGACCCUGGCAAAGCAAUCCGAGAGUGAGACCGUGCUGCAUCAAUUUUGCUGCCCCGCCCCUGAACAUCCGGAAACCGAUACCUCGGGAUCAUCAAGUGGACAGAUCCUGAGCCUGGAGGAUGGGAUGUCCUCUGGUGGAGGACAGGAAGUGAAGGGGCUGAAGAGGGAGGGACCCAGCGAGUAUGAGAUCAAUUUGGAGAACAAAAACAAACAGAUAGAGGACCUAGAGCAGAAGUAUGGAGGCCAUCUGAUCGCAAGACGGGCAGCGCGCCGCAUCCAGACGGCCUUCCGCCAGUACCAGCUCAGCAAGAACUUCCAGAAGAUCCGCAAUUCGCUGUCAGAGAGCAAGCUGCCUCGCCGCAUCUCCCUGCGCCAUCCCAGCCCUUCAUCCCGGAGCAGGAAUGCGGCCCAGAGACACAGCUACACUCUGCAUCCGGGAGGUGGACAGAUUCCCUUACGCUCAAAAACUCCUCCUCCACCUCCAUGUCGCUCCACAUCUCUUCCCCCGUCACCAGCAUCAGCCCCAGCAAAUGCCCCGUCAUCAGCUCCAAGUCAGGCUCCAUCUCAGACAUCUGGACCUACACUCACCCAGCUGGAAGACUGCUUCUCUGAACAGCUUCACUCCUUGGCUCAGUCCAUCGAUGAUGCUCUUCGUGGUUGGAGCCUGUCAGAGGGAGGAGAGGGGAAGGGACUUCUGAUGGACCCCGGGGCCCUUCGCGCGGCUGCAGAAAGUGCCGGCCUGCCCCGCAGUGCCAGCUCCCUUCUUAUGGCUUUCAGGGAUGUAACUGUUCACAUAGACAGCAAUAGCUCCUACACCAUCUCAUCCGCGACCACCACAACCACCACCUCUCUGGGAAAUGCAAGUGGGGGAGAACCGGGCAGCAGGAAGCCCUCUGUUAGUGGGACAGGCGGAGGAGGGGAUGGGCAGUCGAUGGAGGAACCUGAGUUUCCUGCCCCUCCGCCCAGCGAGGAGCUGGAAAUGGUCGAUCCGGGAUCUAGGAGGGGGUCCGCGGCACCAGCUGCAGCAGGGGUUGGGUUGGAGAGGGAAAACAGCUCAGACAGACUGGAAUCCUCCACUUCCACCUCUACCUCCACGUCAAUCUCCACCUCAGUGCAGUCUAAUCAGCAACCUGCUCAAAUUUACACACAGUACCAGCAGUAUCACUACACUCAUCCCCAGCAGGUCCCCGGGGGUCCGAGUCCAGAUUCCCUGCAGGCCCUUGUUGUCUCUCUGCCAAGGGACCGCUGCCAGGAUCCAACUUCCUGUCGCUCCCCAACCCUGUCCACCGACACACAUCGCAAACGCCUCUACAGGAUCGGACUCAACCUGUUCAACGUGAACCCCGAGAGGGGCAUCCACUUCCUGAUCACACGUGGUUUUGUCCCGGACACGGCUAUAGGCGUGGCACACUUCCUACUGCAGAGGAAGGGCCUCAGUCGACAGAUGAUUGGAGAGUUCCUGGGCAACAGCAAGCUGCAAUUCAACAGGGAUGUCCUCGACUGUGUGGUGGAUGAGAUGGAUUUCUCAGGAAUGGAACUUGACGAAGCUCUGAGAAAGUUCCAGGCUCACGUUCGAGUUCAAGGAGAAGCACAGAAGGUGGAGAGACUCAUCGAAGCCUUCAGUCAGCGGUACUGUAUGUGUAACCCUGAUGUGGUGCAGCAGUUUCACAACCCAGACACCAUCUUCAUCCUGGCCUUCGCUGUGGUCCUCCUCAACACCGACAUGUAUUCCCCCAACAUCAAGCCACACCGCAAAAUGGGGCUCGACGACUUCAUACGCAACCUGAGAGGUGUGGAUGAUGGAGCAGACAUCCCCAGAGAGAUGGUUGCAGGCAUUUAUGAAAGGAUUCAGCAGAGAGAGCUGCGCUCCAACGAAGACCAUGUCACAUAUGUGAGUCGUGUGGAGCAGUCCAUCCUGGGCCUGAAGACAGUCCUCGCUGUGCCCCACAGACGGCUGGUGUGCUGCUGCCGUCUGUUUGAGGUUCCCGAUGCCAACAAACCUCACAAACAGAAACUCUCUGCGCUCCAAAGGGAGGUGUUCCUCUUUAAUGACCUGCUGUUGAUCCUGAAGCUGUGUCCCAAGAAGAAAAGCUCAGCUUCAUACACUUUCUGUAAAGCAAUGGGUCUUCUGGGAAUGCAGUUUCACCUCUUCAGCAAUGAGUAUUACGCUCACGGCAUUACCAUGAUGAGCCCCUUUACCUCAGAGAAGAAGCAGCUGGUUAGUUUCUGCUCUCCCAGCGGAGAGGAGCUCAGGAAGUUUGCGGAGGAGCUCAGAGAAGCGAUCGCAGAGGUCAACGAGAUGGAGCAGAUUCACAUUCAGUGGGAACUGGAGAGGCAGCAAGGGAUCCAGUCGCAUGGUUUGCACACCAAUGGUGGGCAAAUGGACACACACACGGGACAUGGCUCUCCCUCAGGCCAACAGGAUGUGUAUGAUAAAACUGGCAACAACAACACAGUAGAGGUGUCAAUUCACAACAGGCUGCAGACCUAUCAGCUGAGCCAGCCCAGCAUUGAGUCCGCACCCCUGGCCCUGGCUGCACCCCCCACCCUGCUCAGCCCCGUCCAGGCCGGAGAGCUCCGCCCAGAGACCCUCAUCCAGUGCCAGCAGAUUGUCAAGGUGAUCGUUGUGGACCAGAGCGGACGGGGACGGAUGGAGGCGUUUCUCAGCCAAGGCCCGGCGACCCAUCAGCUCAUCCAGUCUGCCAUGUCUACUCCCGUCCGAGUCAGAGAGGGAGACGGACCCCAGCCGCCACUGCCGCCUCCUCCUCCACCUUACAACCACCCCCACCAGUUCUGCCCACCUGACUCGCCCAUGCCCUUCCACCACACCAUGCCCCUCACCCGCCGGCGCAACUCCAGUGGCUCCCGCAGCAUUGUAUGAAAAGAAAAAGAAAAAAAGUUGAUCCUCACACUUGCACAAAGUCGGUGUAGCACAAAGUCAACGCAAAAAAUGUUGAGAAAAUGCUAUAUAUGUGGAAGGAAAAAGAAAAUCAAGAAUCUGCUCAGAACUUGAUCAAACUGUGUGAUUUGUUUUGAAUGUGAGCUUUAAUAGUUGUUCUGAAAGACAUCUUUUACUUCUUUUCUCUACAAAAUCUCACCCAGUAUUAACUGAUGUAGCCUGUCUACAUUUCCCAGUUUUUAAGGAAUAUGCUUUGUUUGCAUUUUUAAGUGUCAGCCAUCAAGCAAAUGUCUCAGCAAACUCGGAUCAAGAAACCAAGCGAAAGAAAAUCUGUCCUAAAAGGACAAGAAUAAAGGACUGUUUUCUGUUUGGGAUAUUAAUAUUGCCCUUCAUUGGUGUGGAUCUUUACUGGAGUGAAUGUGAGGAAAUCUUUCAGUAUGUCUAAUCUGAAAAAAAAAAAACAACAACAAAAAAACAAGUUAAUAGGACCUUGAAAAAGUACUAGUAUCACUUGAAUUUAUUCACAUUAAGCUUGGUUACACAAAUUUUAAUCUAUUUUCUUGGGAUUUUACAAAGUGAUGCAGAAUUAUAAAGCAGAAGGAAAUGUAAUGUCUUUUGCAUUUCUAUGUAGCAUUUCUAUGUAGCAUUUCAUUUUGCGAUCCAAGCUGUAAGAUCUUUGAACUAUGUUCACCAGCGUUACACAUUCUAUAAGGGAAUUUUUGACCACAUUUAUUUUAUAAAAUAGUCCAAGCUUAUUCGAAUCACAUAUAUGUACAUCAGCUUUAAAGUCUUGCUGAAGAUUCCCUAUUUGAUUUAGGUCUGAACUUUGACUAGACCAUUCUCAAACACAAAUGGUUCUGGCUGUGUGCUGGGGUCAGUUCUUAAUGGCAAAUGAACCUCUUCCCAAGUCUUACUGUGACCAUUCUCUAGUUGAUUUUUUUCCCUGCAUUUAGAUACAUCAAUGCUUAUAAACUGACCAUCUUCUCUGUUCCUGAUAAAAAAAAGCAUCCUCACAGUACAAUGAUGCCAAUACUAUGUUUUGUCAUGAGGACAGUGUUCUUAGGGAGAGACGGUUUGUUAGUAUUUGACAUGCAAUUUUAUAUUCGCACCAAAAGGUUUAAACUUAGUCUUAUCUGACCAGAGCAUCUUUCUGCACAUAUUUUCCGUCCCCCUGCUGUGACAUUGUUGUGUUCAUACUGAGGUGGAUUUACCAACUCUUACGUAUAAACAUAAAAUAUAAAAUGAAAAUCAACAUUUUACUUUUCUUUUCUCCCCACCAGGGGGUCUUUUUGUGGGCUCUAGUGUUCCUUAUAUGACAGUAGGCUGACAGGAGAGGGGGGAAGACA